AUGAAUUUACGGGUUGAUGAGCAUGAUCCAACUCAACCUUUAUUGAGUAAUCAUGUAAAUGAUGAGGGUUUAGAGGAGCAAUCUACUACCAGGGUACGUAGGAAGAAUUCAGUGGCAUCCCAGUUCGUAAGAGCAAGAAGCACGACCAUAAACAGCUUAAGAAGUACAUAUGAGACAGUGAAAGUGCACAAGACUCAGUUUGUGCUUAUUCUGCUUUCCGGGGUUUUAGUUUAUACUGGGUUUCUGUUGGCUUUUAUGCCAAGUACUUCUAUUUCUAGGGAUUUCAGGAGAUUUCAUUUCAGUAAGCUUACCAAAGAAGAAGCAUAUAGAAUAUAUGUGUCUUCAUUACUAAGUAGUAAUAAUGCUAAAAGUCAUUUGCGGAAUUAUACUGCCCACCGGCAUUGGGCAGGGGAUAUGAGAGCUUUACACUAUACGGUGGAGCAGCUACAAUUGCUUGGAUUUAAACCUAAACUGGAAUCAUAUUAUCCAUGGUUGAAUACCCCUAUCAAUACAAGCGUUAGUUUAUGGAUAGAUGGCGAACUCGAUUAUAGUGCUAGUAUGAUUGAAGAUUUUCUAAACGAUGACCCUAGUAGCUCACGGGAGGACUCUGUUAUGUCCUUCAUUGGCUAUUCCGCAAAUGGCAACGUCACGAAGCAAUAUGUCUUCUGUAAUUAUGGGAACCUUGAAGACUACGAGUAUCUAUUGGCUAGUGAAAUUGAUCUCAAAGAUAAAAUCCAUAUAAUCAGGUAUAGUUCCGUCGCUAGAGGAUUAAAGGUCAAAGUAGCCGAAGAACACGGGGCUGCUGCUGUGAUCCUUUAUACCGAUUCUUUUGAUGAUGGACCUAUAACAGAAGCAAAUGGUUAUAAACCUUACCCACAUGGGCCAGCAAGACACGAGAGUAGCAUUCAGAGAGGCACCGUUUUGUACUUUAGUGAUCAACCAGGAGAUCCAACAACUCCUGGCCGUGCUCCCAAGUCACCAAACACCACUAGGAAAUCGCCAAAAGGUAAAAUUCCGGAUAUUCCUUCGGUUGCUGUAAGCGAACGAGAGAUUGCUCCAAUAUUGAGACAGUUGAACUAUAAAGGUGUCAAAAUAGGGCGUGGUGGUAACGUACGUGGAUUUGAAUACUUUACCGGUCCUUCUGAUCCUAAUACUAAGGUUAACGUUUAUAAUCACCAGAAUUACGAAAUUAAAGAAAUUACUAAUGUAGUUGUAGAAAUACCGGGAUUGCUCUAUGAUAAUGAAGUUAUCAUCGGAAAUCACAGAGAUUCUUGGACAUCUGGUGGUGCAGGUGAUCCGAACAGUGGAAGCGCUGUACUUUUGGAAGUUGCACGAGGCUUAAGUGCUAUAAUUAAAAAGGGAUGGAAGCCACUAAGAACAAUUAAAUUAAUCAGCUGGGAUGCCGAGGAGUAUGGUUCGAUAGGCUCCACCUCAUAUGGCGAGGACCAUGCUGAAGAUAUCACUGCAAAAGCCGUUGCUUAUUUGAAUCUUGACGUAGCAGUUAUAGGUACAGAAUUUGGUUGUGCUGCCAACCCAUUGUUAGAAAGUCUUUUUGUCCGAGCUUCAAAGUAUACACCUUUUAAAAGACAAAUAGAUGUUACACUCUAUGACUAUUGGAAAUCAAGUUCAAACCUGAGCACUAAGGUACUUGGAGCGGGCUCGGAUUUCGCAGUCUUCCAAGAUCACCUUGGUAUUCCGUCCGGAGAUGUUCGUUUUACUACCAAUAUCACAAAAGACGCUGUAUACCAGUACCAUUCUAAUUAUGAUACCUAUACUUGGCUUGAAAAAUAUAUUGACCCUGGAUACCAAUUGCACAACACUUUAGCAAUAUUUGUUGGUAUGUCUACACUGAUGAUAUCCGAAGAUGAGUUACUCGAUUUCAAGACAAGCAACUACAUGGCCACCAUUUGGCAUCACUACCAGGAUUUGUACGGCCUUGUAAACGUAACUUUCCCCGAAAACACAAAGAUUGCAUCUCUCUCAGCCGCUUUAUCAGAUCAAUUACAAUUGGUAACUUUCCAUUCAAGCUAUCAGUUUGAUGAAAAUGCAAAUGAUUUGCGCAAGGAUGUUAUAUGCGAGUAUCCAUGGUGGAAAUUUUACAAAAAAAUUGCUAUCUACAGACGUCUAAUAAACACAAAUAAAAAGCUGAAGCAGCUAGAUCGUAUUUUUUUAACUGAAAGAGGACUGAAGGGCAGGCCCUGGAUGAAACAUUCUAUUUUCGGUCCUAAUAAAGUUUUAGGGUAUUCCGGAGAUGUUCUGCCAGGUCUUCAUGAAGCCAUACUCUCCAAAGAUUCUGAUGGAGUUAUUGAAUGGUUAAAGAUUCUAUCUACACAGAUUGACUAUGUUACUUCUUUAUUAACUGUUGAGAUCUGA
Eremothecium cymbalariae DBVPG#7215 is the source of this 2373-nucleotide messenger RNA. RefSeq names its product putative zinc metalloprotease (gene VPS70). NCBI's taxonomy places the organism in Eukaryota, Fungi, Ascomycota, Saccharomycetes, Saccharomycetales, Saccharomycetaceae. The coding region runs from base 1 to 2373 and encodes 790 amino acids. The record is from RefSeq and is a predicted model, not a curated record. Gene Ontology annotation, molecular function: carboxypeptidase activity. The transcript has a single exon.